Messenger RNA from Pocillopora damicornis (cauliflower coral), 4049 nucleotides. Its product is annotated as meiosis regulator and mRNA stability factor 1. Gene Ontology annotation, cellular component: cytoplasm; peroxisome. Lineage: Eukaryota; Metazoa; Cnidaria; Anthozoa; Scleractinia; Pocilloporidae. The record is from RefSeq and is a predicted model, not a curated record. Gene Ontology annotation, biological process: regulation of gene expression. Gene Ontology annotation, molecular function: CCR4-NOT complex binding; RNA binding; RNA nuclease activity.
AUGGCGUAAAUAUGGCUGAUUGUUCUGUCUGGGUCGGUGGAUUUCCUGUGAAUGUGAACGAAAAUGUGCUGUACGACUUAUUUCAAAAAUUUGGCCCUUUAAAAAAUACAGUGAUACUUAGGGAUGUUUCUGGUAGGUCUAAACAGUGUGGUUUCGUCAAUUUCUUAUCGCAAGAGGUCGCCGAACUUGCAGCCAGAAAGAUGAAUGGAUUUGAGAUUUUGGGCGAGACGGUUAAAACGAAAGGGCCCAGGGAACUUUUAGCGACGAGAAGAUGUACAGAUACUGUUUCUGAAGAAGCUCUAAAUUUAGAUAAAAAGGACUUCAGAGGUCUGACCGACUGCGUAUUCUUCAUGGAAGGCCGUCGGUGUUCUCCGAAAUCAGGAGAGUGUCCCUUCCGUCAUUGUACUGCGGCCCGGAAAACUGACGUUUUGUGCGACAAGUGGACGCAAAAACAGUGUACAGAAGUGUUUUGCUCGAAACGACAUCCUAAACUCAUCAAAAAACAAUCAGAUCACUUAUUUAAAGUAGUACCAGCCCGCUGUCCAUCCCAUAAUGCAUUUAAAUGUACUGGUGAAUGUGGCUUUGAUGAAUGUAACACUCACUUCAUGGAACAAGAAGCUUUACAAGAACACAUCAAUAGAGGACGUGAAAAAAAGUUUUCGCUGAUGUCAUCUUGCUCCCAGUGCAAGGCCAUUUUCUUUAGUGAACAAGAAAGGCAACAACAUUCCUGCCUAAAUGCCACAACAGAGCCCUUAUCUGGUCACCAUGUACAUAGAUAUCCUUCCUCCAAUUUGAAUUUUCACCAGUCUUCAAGUUUUCAAUUUAAGAGGAACAGCCCAGUAAUGUUUACAAACGCUUCACCACAGAAUCUCAUCAAACCUGAACACUUGUGUAAGAAUCCUAGCACAUCAAUACCAAGUGGUCAUGCAGCUUGUGCAAAAAAAUUUUGCGAUUGUUCCAGAAGUCAUGCAACUGUUGGGUUAACCAACCAAGUUAAAGGACCAUUUUGUGUUUGUUCUUCUUGUGGGAUAAGCUAUGAAAACUCUGGUGAUUCCUUGAGUGAUUUUGAUUUGUCUGUUGAUUCGGCUGGUAUUGGUGGCCACAAAUGUCCUAAUUCACCAUCUGUUCGAGGACUCCUCAAUGAUGCAGACUCUUUGGCAUUCAAGAACUCUGUAACUGGUUCUCCUAGUCAAGCCCCUAUGGUUCCAGAAGCUGAGCCUAUUGGAGUUUUCUGGGAUAUUGAAAAUUGCCCAGUUCCUCGUGGCAAAUCAGCGUCUGCUGUUGUUCAGAAGAUAAGGAAGGAAUUUUUCACUGGAAAGCGUGAGGUUGAGUUCAUGUGUGUUUGUGAUAUCAGUAAGGAAAAGAAGGAAAUAAUUGAAGAACUUAACAAGGCUCAGGUUACUGUUGUUCACAUCAAUGCCACUUCAAAGAAUGCAGCUGAUGACAAGUUAAGACAAAGCUUGAGAAGAUUUCCACAAUCAUACCCUCCCCCUGCCACUGUUAUUUUGGUGUCUGGGGACAUCAAUUUUGCCGCAGAGCUGUCAGAUUUACGUCAUCGGCACAACCUCCAUGUGAUUUGUCUUCACAAUGCUCAAGCACAGGAUGCUUUGCUGGAAUGUGCUCAUGAGGCAAGAAGAUUUGAUCACUUCACUGCUGAUCUUCCUGUUGUAUUCCCUCCAAAGGCUCCUGAGGAGAAUGGCUUAUCCUCAGAGCUUCUUGUCCUCAAUCUUCCAAUGGGAAAAGAUGUUGCUCAAGUCAGGAACAGACUUAAAAAACUUUCUGAUAAUUGUGGAGGGAAAGUUGUAAGCAUCUCUGGGCACACCUCAGUUCUGAGAUUUCCAAAUCCUGCCAGUGCUGCAAGGGCCAGGCGAAGAAUGGACAAAGAAGAUGUGUUUGGUUCCAAAAUCCAAGUGGUAUAUUCCACAAGUAGUCAUCAUUCAUAUAGCCCCCAGAAAAAUAAGAAAACACAGCCAAUGGAGGCUACUGGUGAUUCUGUCAAGGGCAGAGAUACUAGUAUGUCUCCAAAGUCUAUACCCAGCACCUUACAGAAAGGAAAAGAAGAUUCCAGGUGUGCUUUGCUAGAUACUUUUGGCACUGAAGACACAAUCCCAUCCAGGAAUACUACAAAGAAAGAGAGCAAUCCCAGCCGAACGCCUACAGAUGAAAGUCUGGACUCAGGGGACAGCACAGAAGAAAAUGAUGCCAAACCAGGACCUUCCCUUUCAUCUUCUACAGCCCCUCAGUUUAUCAGCCAUCAGGCAAUGUUCAGUAAUGGUUCCUACACCGGUAUAUGGCCACACUCUAUUUACCCAAACUUCAUGAAUAUUCCAACACAAGGGACAAGUUUUCCAGGAAUCACUCCUCUUGCCUCAUCCAUGAUGGGGGCACCACAACUUGCAGCAUCGUGGCUGGCCAGCUUGCAUAACUUUACCGUGUUAGACCAGCAGCGGGGUGGAAUAGACUUACUCGUCACUAAUUUGGAUGAAAAUGUUAGCAAGAAAGAACUGAAAAAGAAGUUGGCAUCUGUGUUUCGAGAGCACUGUAAGGUAUUGUCUGUUAUUCUUCAUAGUGGAGAAGGCAUACCUUUGAGAGCUUUUGUUAAAGUUCCAAAACUGUCGGACGCACACCUGGCCAUCUGCAAAGUUCAUCAGAAGAAAAUUUUUAACACCUGCGUGGCUGUCAACAUAGCCACAGACAAAGAGAAAGAACUGUGCUUCUUGCGCUGUGAAGUAACUUCUAUACUGAAAGAGGCGCCUUUACACUUCCUACCUUUAAACAAAUUCCUGAGUGAUUACUAUGAGAAGUGUUCCCGAGCGUUUGAUAUGACUUCCAUAGGAGUUAUCCACGACCUGGUUGUUUUGACUGGCAAACCUGGUAAUCAAGCGAUAAGUCUGGUUACUCGGGCCAUUGGCGGCGUGAGAGUGUCUGUAGAACCUGACCAGUUUGCAAACGAUGUCCACACUCUUCUUAAAUCCAGUGAAGGAUCGUUGCCUUUGGUUAGCUUUGCUGCAUCCUAUUGGUUAAACUUUGAUAGGAAGAUAGAGUCUAACGAUGAGGGUUCUGCACUUAUGGAAGUUCUCAACUGCGUUCCAAAUGUCAAGGUCACAGAGUCUUUGAUGGUGUCAUGGGCUAAACAAGCUCUCAAACAUGGCGGGAAUGUAAGCAAGCUUCUUGAAUUCAGUAAAGAUCUGCAGGAGUUAUUACUGAUGCAGGUGGAAUUCAAACUCCCUCUCAGCUCGCUUAUCUCAGAGUAUCAAUCGUGGUUUGACAAGAAGACGCCAUUUGAUCCAGCUGUCUAUGGGUUCACUUCGGUUGUUACUCUCCUGGAAGCGUUGCCAGCUGUGGCGGAGAUUACGCAACAAGGCAAAGAAAGAUGGCUUGUCCUUUCACAGCGCUUGAAAAUCAAAGCCUUUGCAAAAAAUGUCAAAAUGCUCUUGGAAAGUCAACCGGAUGGCGUAAUUGCUUUGGGAAACUUUGUAUCAACUUACAUGAAAUUCUUCGGCCAGAAAUGCAAGAUUGCAACAUUUGGUUUCUCCAAGCUGACAGACUUGAUUGAAGCUGUGCCCAAUGUCGCUAAGAUCCAAGGAACUGGAGAUCAGCGAUUGAUUUGUUUAGUGGAAAAAGACAAGAGCUCGAAACCUGAGAAGCGGAGCGAUAAGCAAACUCUGGUCAAAGAACUCAAAGAAUUAUUGUCCAGCUGUGAAAAUCAGAGGCUUCCUGUUGCCACAGUUCUUGCUCGAUAUUAUCAACAUUUUGGCCGACUGCUCAAAAUUGGAGAUUAUGGUGCGCUGCGUCUUGAAGACUUUGUGGAGAGUUCACCAUCACUACAGAUCAUAGAGAUAUCUGGGGAAAAAUACCUGACCCUCCCUCCCAAAGUCACAGUACAGUCUUUGCGAAGAGAUUUGGUAGAGCUGCUGGGACAACAGGAUGGCAAAUUUCUGCCGAUUUCUCGCCUUGCUUCCACUUUCCGUAAACAUUACAGCCGGAAAUUUCCCCUGGGACAAGCCAAACUUGAGGAAUUUCUUCGAAGUUUGGAGGGAGUAGUAAAG